AUGUUAGCUCCCUCUCUCCCCACCAACAUCCCUUCUCACCUUGGUCUCAGGCUUCUCAGGGCAGCUUUAAAUGCCCGUGAUUUCAAGCGUGCCCACCAACUGUUUGAUAAUAUUCUUCAACCAGACCCCACAACCUGUUCAACUCUGAUUUCAGCUUUAACCGCUCACGGACUUCCAAAUGAGGCCAUAAAGAUCUACGCUUCAUUGCGGGUGCGUGGGAUCAAUCCCCACAAGCCAGUGUUCUUGGCUGUUGCCAAAGCUUGUGCUGCUUCUGGUGAUGCCUUGAGAGUCAAGGAAGUUCAUGAUGAUGCGGCUCGGUGUGGGGUGAUGUCUGAUGUUUUCGUUGCCAAUGCGUUGAUUCAUGCAUAUGGUAAAUGUAAAUGUGUCGAGGGUGCAAGACUUGUUUUUGAUGAUUUGGUUGUUAGAGAUGUGGUUACCUGGACCUCGUUGUCCUCUUGCUAUGUUAAUUGUGGAUUUCCGCGGAAGGGUCUGAAUGUUUUUCGUGAAAUGGGAUGGAAUGGGGUGAAACCGAAUCCGGUGACUGUGUCUAGCAUUUUACCUGCUUGCUCGGAAUUGAAAGAUUUGAAAUCGGGUAAAGCAAUUCAUGGAUUUGCAGUGAGACAUGGGAUGAUAGAAAAUGUGUUUGUUUGUAGUGCACUUGUGAGCUUGUAUGCAAAAUGUCUGAGUGUAAGAGAAGCUCGAGCAGUAUUUGAUUUAAUGCCUCGUCGAGAUGUUGUGUCUUGGAAUGGAGUUUUAACAGCAUAUUUCACAAACAAAGAAUAUGAGAAGGGUUUCUCCCUGUUUUCGCAGAUGAGCAGAGGUGGAGUCAAAGCAGAUGAAGCUACAUGGAAUGCUGUUAUUGGUGGAUGCAUGGAGAAUGGACGAACAGAGGAGGCAGUGGAGAUGCUUAGGAAGAUGCAAAAAAUGGGAUUUAAACCUAAUGAAAUAACAGUUAGUAGUAUCUUACCAGCUUGCUUUUUUUCGGAGAGCUUGAGAAUGGGUAAGGAGAUACACUGCUAUGUCUUCAGGCAUUGGAAAGUUGGAGACUUGACAAGCACAACAGCUCUAUUAUAUAUGUAUGCUAAAUGUGGCGACUUGAAUCUUUCAAGGAAUGUCUUCAAUAUGAUGCAUAGAAAAGAUGUUGUUGCUUGGAACACAAUGAUCAUUGCGAAUGCGAUGCACGGGAAUGGAAAAGAAGCGCUUUUUCUCUUUGAUAAGAUGCUACUAUCAAGGAUCAAGCCCAAUUCUGUUACUUUUACUGGUGUUCUAUCAGGUUGUAGCCAUUCAAGGCUAGUAGAGGAAGGAAUUCAAAUAUUCAAUUCAAUGGGUAGGGAUCAUCAUGUAGAACCUGAUGCAAAUCACUAUUCAUGUGUGGUUGAUAUCUAUAGCCGUGCUGGUCGCCUCAACGAGGCAUACAAGUUUAUUCAAAGAAUGCCUAUGGAACCAACGGCUAGUGCUUGGGGAGCACUCCUUGGUGCUUGUAGGGUUUAUAAGAAUGUGGAGUUGGCGAAAAUUUCAGCUAAGAAACUAUUUGAGAUUGAGCCUAACAAUCCUGGAAACUAUGUUUCUUUAUUCAACAUUCUUGUUACUGCCAAAUUGUGGAGUGAGGCUUCAAAAAUCAGAAUAUUGAUGAAAGAAAGAGGAAUUGCAAAAACACCGGGAUGUAGUUGGCUUCAAGUGGGAAAUAGAAUUCAUACUUUUGUUGUUGGAGACAAAAGUAAUAUGGAAAGUGAUAAACUCUAUAAAUUUUUGUAUGAGUUGGUUAAGAAAAUGAAAAUGGCUGGAUAUAAGCCCGACACUGAUUAUGUUCUGCAAGAUAUUGAUCAAGAGGAAAAAGCUGAAAGUCUUUGUAACCAUAGUGAGAAGCUUGCUGUUGCUUUUGGGAUACUUAAUUUGAAUGGACAGUCGACAAUACGGGUUUUUAAGAAUUUGAGAAUAUGUGGUGAUUGUCACAAUGCCAUUAAGUAUAUGUCUAAGGUUGUUGGUAUUGUGAUUGUUGUCAGAGACUCCUUGAGGUUUCAUCACUUCAAAAAUGGAAAUUGUUCUUGUAAAGACUUAUGGUGA
Molecule: messenger RNA, 2064 nt
Organism: Lathyrus sativus (Indian pea)
Lineage: Eukaryota; Viridiplantae; Streptophyta; Magnoliopsida; Fabales; Fabaceae
Source: the annotation of a GenBank genome assembly